ACCGUACACUGUGCAGGACACUCCUCGAUAAUGACUUCCUCUUCAGCCAAAGCAAAUUUUGAAGAGACUAGGCGAAAAAUGCUGUUAUUUUGACACGUCGUUUUGUUCGAGGAUGUGGUAAAAAAAGCACUUUGCAGUUCAUUUGAAGCAGCGUUGCGGAAUGUAACCAUGGGAACAGCACAGGCUGUAGUGAGGGCGAUGCUAAGGGUUAGCUGAAGCUUUAUGAUUUUCAUUUGCUUGUCCACGGUGUGGGGGUUUACACUGUUACUGUAGACAGUCGAGCAGCUGUAUCUAAUCGCUUUCCGUGAUGGAAGAAGUCGACAGGAUUUUAAUUCACUCUCUAAGACAAGCUGGCACAGACAUUGAUGAGGAUGUGCAGAGUGUGAAGCAGUUCACUAGUGAGCUGAUUGUGGAGGCGGUGGUGAGAUGCUUGCGUGUGAUGGACCCUGCGCUGGGUAAUGGCCUGUCUCAUUCACUACCACCUGGCAUGUCUGCCCGCUUCAGACUGGGCAUGAGCCUGGCACAGGCCUGUCAGGAUGUGGGCUUUAAAGGAGAGAUUGGCUACCAGACAUUUCUCUACAGUAAUGAACCAGAGAUUCGCUCUCUGUUCAUGUUUCUGGUUGAGAAGCUGCCCAGAGAGAGUGCAGAGGCCUCAGACCAGCCUGCAGGUAAGUCUGCAAUGCUGCAGAAAGCAAUUGCAGCUCAAAUUAAAGCUCAGUUGUCAGUGCCUUGGCUUCCUCCGUCCUGUAGACUCCCCCUUCACCGUAAAACACAGAGUUCCGGCCCAUCUCACAGUUUCCAUGCCCAGCCUCUAAGCCUCCCAUACUCUGUCAAGGUCUCUUACAGGAAACAGCCAAAAGAGGUGCAAGAGUACUGGAGGAGUCAUUUGCUGCCUGUGACUGCCCAGCCUUCCAAGCAUGCCUCAGUGCCAGCGUCCCUGCUAGAGAACCACAUCUCUGAACUUAGUGCCGCACAGGAAUGGGAGAGUGAAUGGAACAGCCAAGGCCUCCUGUCAAGACUUACACCUGAGGAGUACCGGUCGAGGAAAAAGGCUCGACUGCAGAAGCGGAUCGAGGAGCAGCUGAGAGCAGCGGCUCAGCCACGACCCAACACACAUGCAGCCGGACGCUCGACCUCUGACCUUGCUGACCUGUUACAGUCAUUCGGUGGUGCUUCCACUGGAGGAGAUGUGCUGACUAAAGGCACGCGCUUUACCCAUACAGAAAAAUUCACCUUUACACAGGAACCUGAGAAAGCAGCCCAGCAGAUGGCAGCAGCAGCAAGUGCACUUCCCAGCUCUCAUCAAUCAGAGGAGGACCUAAAGGCUCAGCAGGAAGCUGAACUUUCUGCUGUGCAGCAACAGUUGCAGCAACUGUCAGUCCAAAUGGAAGAAGUGGGUGGAGAUAUCAAACAGCUCACUGUGUCCAUCCAGCAGGGACAAUCCCCCUGGAGCAACCUGGAGUUAAGUGCCUUGCUCAAGGACACAAUGGUGGUGGCUGUGGGGAUUGAACCAACAACCUUCCGCUUACCAGUGUCAGAUGAGCUACAACAAAAAGAGGUGAGUAAUUCAGAGAAGGAGACCUCCAUCAAAAUGAAGAGACAGACGAUUGACCUUUUACCUGAUGCUGAAAACAACCUGCUCAAGUUACAGAGUCUGGUAGAGGCCAGCUCUAAGCGAGUGGUUCAUUUGGCCUCUCAGUGGGAGAAACACAGAGUUCCAUUGAUUGACGAGCACCGCAGACUGAAAGAAUUGUGUAGCAACAGAGAGUUUGAGUCAUCCAGGAAGCUGUCAGAGAUCAAAGACCUACAUGACAAAAUCAAACAGUCUGCUGAGGAGGCCAAAAAGAAGGAAAGUCUCUACAAGCAGCUGCUAACAGAGUAUGAUACACUGUCUAAAGAUGUGUCUCGCUCAGCCUACACCAUGAGGAUCUUGGAGAUCGUAGGCAACAUAAAGAAACAGAAAGAGGAAAUCACUAAGAUUUUGUCUGACACAAAGGAGUUGCAGAAAGAGAUUAAUGGCCUGACUGGAAAACUGGACCGAACAUUUGCUGUCACAGAUGAGCUGGUGUUUAAGGAUGCCAAGAAAGAUGAAUCUGUCCGCAAAUCCUACAAGUACUUGGCUGCCUUACAUGAGAACUGCACUCAGCUGAUUCAGACCAUCGAGGACACGGGAACCAUCAUGAGAGAAAUCCGAGAUCUUGAGGAGCAGAUAGAGACUGAGAAUGGAAAGAGGACAGUUAGUAAUCUGGAGAAGAUCCUGGAAGACUAUAAGGCUAUUCGUCAAGAGAACUCUGCCCUCGCCGCAAAGGUCCGGGAAGGCUGAUUCGUUGCUCCGUCCAUGUUCGCUGGUACUGCAGUGACAGCCAGGCCUGCUGAAAUGAGUGCUGCUGUGAAAGAUGUCAGUCUUUUUCUCGUCUGCAUCAGCCCUUCAUCAGUUCAUCAAUAAUAAUCCUCAUCACAUCAGUAACUUUCUGCUUUUACUGAGGGUUUGAAGAAUUGUUAUUUAAAGCCAAUUCUAAACAUUGUGAUGAGAUUCAUUUUUAAAACAACAGCUUUGAGAAGAACCUGUACCAAUGCCUCAUCUUGUUUAGAUUACAUCUUUAUAAUACGGUGAUAACCAUAUUAUUUACAUGAAAGUGUCCAUUUAGAUUGACCUCUGAUUGUUAUUAAUUAUAAAGGUUCAGCUGCUCAUGAAAAUGAUAAAAGAUUCAGAGGGUUGGAUUGAGUUUGGAGAAUAGAGGGCUGAUAACAAGUGAUAAGUUCAAUUGUGUGCUUCAACAGUCAAAGCAGCUUGCUUGUUUCAUAUUAAAGCAUACAUUGGACAAUG
Myxocyprinus asiaticus (Chinese sucker) is the source of this 2827-nucleotide messenger RNA. Its product is annotated as coiled-coil domain-containing protein 22. Gene Ontology annotation, molecular function: cullin family protein binding. The transcript has 17 exons. Bases 308 to 2323 code for a protein of 671 amino acids. The record is from RefSeq and is a predicted model, not a curated record. NCBI's taxonomy places the organism in Eukaryota, Metazoa, Chordata, Actinopteri, Cypriniformes, Catostomidae. Gene Ontology annotation, biological process: positive regulation of ubiquitin-dependent protein catabolic process.